This is a messenger RNA of Populus euphratica (Euphrates poplar), 3352 nucleotides long. RefSeq lists its product as uncharacterized. Bases 916 to 3156 code for a protein of 746 amino acids. The transcript is spliced from 5 exons. The record is from RefSeq and is a predicted model, not a curated record. Lineage: Eukaryota; Viridiplantae; Streptophyta; Magnoliopsida; Malpighiales; Salicaceae. Gene Ontology annotation, molecular function: protein binding; zinc ion binding.
UUUCCCCGACAUCACUGACACUGGCACUGCAUCAUUUAUUUCAUUUGAUUAAAAAAAAAACAAAAAUAAGCACAGCAGCGUGCACACAUCGAACACACCUCUCUCUCUUACCAGUCCAGCGACCCAGGCCCGAAAACAACACCACUACUCACGCAGCCACCCAUCUUCAUCCUCUAUCUUCGCUAGCCACUGACUACCACAACGCCAACCACCCAAACCCUCUAUCUCCACCCGAGCCUCCAAACCAGCAGCCCCUUUUUCCCUUGCCACGAGAAACGACAAUCCCUCUCUCCCGUGAGCCCUCGCCAGCAGCAACCCCAUCGAUAGCAGCAAACCUCAACAGCCCUUAAGCUACCGACAGCCCAUUUCAACCCAAAUUCUCAUUGGAGACCACCUCUUUCAACGCCAGCCACCACAGUCACGCCGAACACAGAACCACUAGCUCACCAGGCCAACAAAACCACGAGCCUUUUCAACAACCCCACCAUCAAUGGCGACAGCCUCGUGAUGAAGAAGAAGGAGAAAGGCCGAUAAAGAUUGACCCUGCCACCCUUAUCGGCUGGUGGUGCACUGCACCUUCAUCUUCGGUUCGACGAGGUAGAGAAGAUCACGAUCCAUAAUCUAACGCGCCGGAUCCCUCGCCGGAGCUCACCGCCGACGGUGGCAGUUGGCCAGAGCUUUAAUCCAGGUUUCGAGGAAUUGAUUGUCUGACGCCAGCAUGACCCAAUAAACUGCCUUAAAGGAUGUAGGUGGCUGAGAAAGUCGAGGAAAUCAAUGACGCAAGUAGCAUAAACAACUGCUAAGAUUAAAACAAAGAGAAAAACAAAAUCAUAAAACAGUUGCUGUAUAAAAGAAAGUCAUUAAAUGGACAGCAAAACUACAUUAGAAUCAGAGCCUGGCUUCACGAUGUAGGCCAUGGAUGCAAAGAAAAUAAUAGCUAUAUGCCAGUCAGGUGGGGAGUUUGUGACAAAUGUAGAUGGAUCAUUGUCAUAUAAUGGUGGUGAUGCUUACGCGAUUGACAUUGAUCAGCACACCCGGCUGAGUGAUUUCAAAUCUGAAGUAGCAGAACUUUUCAAUUGUAGUGCUGAUAUCAUGUCUAUUAAGUACUUUCUUCCUGGGAAUAGAAGGACCCUUAUUACAAUAUCCAAAGACAAGGAUCUACAGCGUAUGGUUAAUUUUCUCGGGGAUUCAUCCACGGUUGAUGUCUUCCUUUUAUUGAAGGAUGUUGUGGCUUGCAAUGUAUCAAACAUCUCUGCUAGUAGGUCAAGCAGGACUACUGUAUCAGAAGCUGUGAUUCCUGUCGAAGCUCCUAUUGAUGUUGGUGUUGAUAUGGCCCAUACUGUUGGUGGGUUUGAUAUGGAUUUGUCCAAUGGAGAUCCUAUAUCCUGUAUACCUAUUGGAGUCAUUGAUGACAAGCAACGUAAAGCUGCACAACAGUGGGAGAACACGAUUACUGGUGUUGAUCAAAGGUUUAAUAGCUUCACUGAAUUCCGCGAAGCUUUGCACAAGUACUCAAUUGCACAUGGGUUCGCUUACAGAUAUAAGAAAAAUGACAGUCACCGUGUUUCUGUCAAAUGUAAAACCCAAGGUUGUCCAUGGAGGAUAUAUGCGUCAAGGUUGUCAACCACACAAUUAAUUUGCAUUAAAAAAAUGAACCCAAAUCAUACAUGUGAAGGAGCUGCUGUGAAAGCUGGUUAUCGUUCGACAAGGGGUUGGGUGGGAAGUAUCAUAAAGGAGAAAUUGAAAGUUUCCCCAAACUACAAGCCAAAGGAUAUUGCAGAUGACAUCAAACGAGAGUAUGGAAUUCAACUGAAUUAUUCUCAGGCAUGGCGUGCAAAAGAGAUUGCCAGGGAGCAGCUUCAAGGGUCCUAUAAAGAGGCAUAUAAUCAGUUACCUUUCUUUUGUGAGAAGAUAAAGGAGACUAAUCCGGGCAGUAUAGCUACAUUCUCCACAAAAGAUGACUCAAGCUUUCAUCGUCUCUUUGUGUCAUUUCAUGCAUCAAUAUCUGGUUUUGAUCAAGGUUGCCGUCCUCUCAUUUUCCUUGACAGCAUUCCUUUAAACUCAAAAUACCAAGGGACACUGUUGGCUGCUACUGCUGCAGAUGCAGACGAUGGUAUUUUUCCUAUAGCAUUUGCUGUAGUUGAUGCUGAAACAGAGGACAACUGGCUUUGGUUUUUAUUGGAAUUGAAGUCUGCAGUCUCUGCAUCUCGCCAGAUCACAUUUGUGGCAGAUUUUCAAAAUGGUUUGAAGAAAUCGUUAGCUGAGAUAUUUGAUAAAUGCUACCACAGCUAUUGCUUACGCCGUCUUGCAGAGAAACUAAAUAAAGACUUGAAAGGUCAGUUUUCUCAUGAAGCAAGACGUUUCAUGGUCAAUGAUUUUUAUGCUGCUGCUUAUGCACCCAGACUUGAGGGAUUCCAGCGCUCUGUAGAAAAUAUAAAAGGUAUAUCCCCUGAAGCUUACAAUUGGGUUGUACAAAGCGAGCCUGAGCACUGGGCAAAUGCAUUCUUUGGAGGGGCAAGGUAUGAUCAUAUGACAUCAAACUUUGGACAGCAGUUCUACAAUUGGAUAUCAGAGGCACAUGAGUUGCCAAUAACACAAAUGGUUGAUGCAUUAAGAGGUAAGAUGAUGGAAGCAAUUUAUACUCGCCGGGUGGAAUCAAAUCAAUGGAAAACUAAGUUAACCCCAUCGAAGGAGGAAAAAUUAGAAAAGGAAAUGUCAAUUGCAAGGUCACUUCAAGUGUUACUCUCACAUGGAAGCACAUUUGAAGUUCGCGGGGAAUCUGUGGAUGUUGUUGAUAUUGAUCAUUGGGACUGUAGCUGCAAGGGAUGGCAACUAACUGGUUUGCCCUGCUGCCAUGCUGUCGCGGUCUUUGAAUGCAUUGGCCGAAGUCCAUAUGAUUAUUGCUCCAGAUACUUCACAACCGAGAGUUACCGCUUAUCAUAUGCUGAGUCGAUUCAUCCUGUUCCAAAUGUUGACCGACCAGUGCAGGGUGAAUUAACUGAGGUGGGAGUUAUUGUAACCCCUCCACCAACCAAGCGUCCACCUGGCCGGCCAAAGACAAAGCAGGCUGAAUCAACUGAUAUUAUAAAGCGUCAGCUUCAGUGUAGUAAAUGCAAGGGCCUUGGCCACAAUAAGAAGACAUGCAAAGAAUCUUAGCAUACAUAGAUCGUAGGUAAAGUAGUUGUUUCCUUUUCGUAAGUAUCCCAUGCUAACCUUUUUGAUAAUUUUAAUUGGCAAUCUGUUCACAUGUUUUUGUAUGCACCGAUUGUUGAAAAGCAUCAUAUUUUGCUUGGAUGCUUGUGAUGUGAUGGCUUUUGUGUGCAUGUGUGAAUAAAAGUCAUCAUAUGCCAUG